Molecule: messenger RNA, 1518 nt
Organism: Sinocyclocheilus rhinocerous
Lineage: Eukaryota; Metazoa; Chordata; Actinopteri; Cypriniformes; Cyprinidae
Product: protein lifeguard 1-like
Exons: 11
Coding region: 70-918 (282 amino acids)
Cellular component (GO): membrane
Source: RefSeq, a predicted model, not a curated record
ACAGACUUUGCCCUACACAACUCAUAACAGGAAGCAGAGGAGUGCCAACGGUUUGUUGAGAGAUACAAUAUGAACAGAGAGCAGCCUCCCCCUCCAUACAACCCCUAUUACCCUCCGCAAUAUCCUAAUGCAACACAGGGCAACAUUGGGCAGCCCACCGCUGGCAUGAUGCCCCCCGUUGUUGAACAUGUCAAUAUGGGGAUUCCAGACAGCGCUCCCCCUGAAUACACCCUUGGAUUUGAAGAUGAAAACUGCUUUUCAGAUGCUACCAUAAGAAGAGGUUUCAUAAGAAAAGUGUAUCUGACACUUAUGGUUCAACUAUUAACAACUGUUGGAAUCAUCUGUGCUUUUCUUUACUGGGAGACACUCAAGGAUUGGGUGAGAGGCACAUACUGGUUUACCUACACUAUGAUGUGUGCAACAUUUGUUCUAAUCAUUGUGCUCAUCUGUUGUGGUGACAUACGUCGCAAAGUUCCCUUAAACUUCAUCUUCUUAGCGCUGUUUACAAUCACAGAAGGCUUUCUCCUUGGAUCAGUGGUAGUGUACUAUUCAGCAGAGGCAGUGCUCUGGGCAGUGGGUGCAACUGCUUUGGUGUCUCUUGCAAUGAGUUUGUUUUCACUGCAGUCUAAAUGGGACUUCACAGCUCUGUCAGGGAGCAUAUGGGUAUUAUGCUGGACGCUGUUUUCAUUUGCAUUACUCUGUGCAAUUCUGAGAUCACAGUAUCUGUACAUCCUUUACGCAUCACUGGGAACUUUGAUCUUCUCUAUGUACCUGGUGAUGGACACGCAGCUCAUACUGGGCGGAAAGCACAAAUACAGCAUCAAUCCAGAAGAGUACAUCUUUGCUGCUCUGAACUUGUACCUUGAUAUUAUCACAAUUUUCUUAUUAUUGCUUCAAUUAAUUGGACUUUGUCAUUGAUGUGGUUAUGAGCAUCAUGAUUGCUGCCCCACUCAACACCUGUCUCAUGUAGACUGUGUUUUUUGAGACACAUUUUUACUCAAUUUUUUCAAACAUAGCUUCAUUUUGUCUGCAACAUAAUAGAAGUUAAACUGAAUUUUGCUUAAUGUAUGUAAAUCAGGCAAAACAGCUAUCAGUAAAAUAGCUAAAACAUUGAGGGGAAAAAAGGUGGUGCAACAAUUUUCAAAUCGCUAGUAAAUUUCACAAAUAAUUACAAAGAAACAGCAAGUAACACAUUGAAUUUUAAGUAGAGCAUAUUUAUAAAACAUACUCAAAUGAUCUUUAUAUUUGCAAUUUCAAAAUGAUUUUUUUCGGUGCAGUUUAAUAGUAAAAUAUCUAUUACAUUAAGUGAAAUAGCUAGUAAAUAGAUAUCAGUUUUUUUUUUUUGUAGUGUAAAGUGUAAAGAACAAUGUUAUAAAAGUUACAUGGGAUAUGAAUAUGCAGUAAGCUCUGGGUUUUUGAGACACAUUUUACUAACACUGUUUAAAACAUGACUCCAUAGUGUCUGUAACAUGUAUUAAAUGUCCACUGUCAUGUCACUGUGCUUUAAUGGAUUUCACU